UAACGGCCGAUAACGGGGUCGGGACGGCGCUUUUGUAAAUGGGCCGUGUACGAUGUGAGCACCAGAAGGACCAGCGGCUGCUGUUUUAAAGGAUGCGUGUGUAUUUUGCCGCUUUAUUUCCUUACAUUUCCAGUUUUGUCGGACUGCUUCCUGCGUGCCCCAACAAAACGAGGGGGUUGAAGAAUUGCGGCUAAUAACUUAGCUAGCAUGCUAAUCUGCCCUAUAUAUUCAUAUUCAACGAUAAGUCUGUAUACUCUGCAGAACUAGCUGUCGCUUUAUCGUAUAUAGUCUCAAAGACGCUUUUGAGUUAUGGUGAUGCCUUUUGCAUUGUAGAUAUUUUAUUUCGAUAGCUCACUCCUGGAAUGCUGCUAUAAAGUUUUAAUAGCCAUUUAGUUAAGCUCAGUCUUGGAUGUAACAUUAAGGAUAAAUAACAUUGUUUUGCACCCUUAAAUGGGUAGUUUUGCCGGCUGCAUCGGGUUGUUUGCUAACUUGUUUAAGUCUUUGUUGUUAGGACACAAGCUAGCUCGCUAGCAGGGUUGGUAGCUGUGUUAAGGGCAGUGUGGCCAGGCCUCGCGGCUGUACUGUACUGACAGGAGAGAUGAAAACAAUAGAUUAGCCUGCUCCCUUGCUAGCUCGCUAACCACCAGCGUUUAAUACUGUUCCGGUCAAUUAGCGACCCUUUCUUUGAUAACGCAGUAGCGGCUGAGACUGAGCUCGCAGAGUUUGGUAUGCAUUUUGCAAUAUUAUUUUAUUUGCCAAAUUUCCUGUUUGGCAGAACAUCCUGUCUUGCUGUUUCACCACCAGCCUAAAGUGUUUUCAGCAGUUAGCUUCAAAUAGGUUGUCAUUUAUGGCUAAGUAUUGUUAAUUAUAAUGUAGUUGCAGUGGCUUGUUUAUGGACAUUGAGGUGGACAACAGAGACAGAGGAACUUUUUGAAGAAAUGUUCAAGCUGCUUAUGAACACCUGCAAGCAAACUUUCACAAGGUUUCACCGUUGUUCCUUAAAUUCACUGAGCGCAGCAAAUUCAAGUAGGUGUUGAUACUGUCAAACUGCAACCUCUUGGUUUGUGACCCCUCAACACCCUCAAAGUCCAGUGAAGGGCUGCUCAGUGACGCACUGCAAUGUCAGAGACUCUGAUAACAGGGCAGACAUCGGAGGAUCUGUUGGCUGACUUUGAGACUUUGCUGAACUCUGGGAGUAUUGACCUGGGCGAGGACCACCAGAUAGUGAUCAUCACCAGCCCCAGCAAUGAGGGACUCCACCCGGCCGCUGCUCCCACCAGCACGGGGGAAAUCCUGCUGUUUGCCACGCCACAGGGCCCCGCUGACGUGGGGAUUCAGGACAAGAGACGACCGGCUCUGGGAAGACCUCCGGUAAAGAGGAAGCUGGACCUGGACAGUGACCAUCAGUAUGUCAGCACCGCUCGACCGUCUGUAGGCCAAGCUCCACCCUCCACACCUGCCCCUCCCAGAGUUCCUCGAACCACGACGGAGAAGUCACGGUACGACACCUCCUUGAACCUAACCACCAAGCGCUUUCUGAACCUGUUGUCCCAGUCAGCUGACGGCGUGGUGGAUCUGAACUGGGCCUCGCAGGUCCUGGACGUCCAGAAGAGACGCAUAUAUGACAUAACCAACGUCCUGGAGGGAAUCCAGCUCAUCUCCAAGAAGUCCAAGAACAACAUCCAAUGGCUUGGUAAUCGAGUUGAUACGGCACUGGUUUCCCGACACAAGGAGUUGCAGAGGGAGGUGUGUGACCUCACAGAGGCGGAGGAGCAAAUGGACGAACUCAUUUCCAAAUGCAACCUACAGCUCCGGCUGCUCACGGAGGACCCACAGAACAAGAAGUUGGGUUAUGUGCGGUGCCAGGACUUAAGGAAGUCAUUUGAUUCCCCAGACCAGCUGGUGAUGGUGAUCAGAGCGCCACCGGAGACCCAGAUGCAAGUCUCAGAACCCAGCAAGGGUUACCAGGUGUCGCUGAAGAGCACGCGGGGUCCAAUCGACGUCUUCCUCUGUCCAGAAGACAGCUCCGGCGUCUGCAGCCCCGUGACAGGAAGUAGUCCCUCGAAACCCAACGCUGACCCCUCCCUGGUCCCGUCCCCCACACAACCCGCAGAACAAUCGCAAGCAAGAACGUCCGCAGCCGCCCUGGAAGUGGGUUUAUCGUCGUCGCCAGAGUCCACGCCAUCCACAGUGACAGCAGCCUCCCAGCAGGAGCCCUCGUCACUGGGGUUAGGUGGUGACACAGAAUCGCUCCUGGGAGGAGACCCGUUUGCCAGCCUCGGAGACAUGCCCGAUUUUGACCUUUCGCCCCUCUCCUCCUCGGACUUCCUGAACGGGGAGGGCCUCUCUCUCCCGCUGGACGGGUUCAUCAACCUGUCCCCCCCUCACAGCCACGACUACCACUUUGGACUGGAGGACCACGAAGGCAUCAGCGAACUGUUUGAUUGUGACUUUGGAGACCUAUCACAGGUUUUGGGGGACAGUUAAAUGAGAAAGGAGAGGAGGAGCCUUCCAGGUCUUUGCCUCUGUUCCCUGGGGCUUCUAAAGGACGACUGGAAAUCAACAGGUUAUGGACGAAUCUUUGACAAAAACCCUGACAUAAUGUUGUGGGUUAUGGGAAAAUGUUUUGUGUAGUAAUUGGUCGUGAUCUGCAAAAUACUACCCCAACUACAAAAAUCUCAAAAAGUCCCCUAAAUUGUACAGCACAUGAUCAGCACUUCUCUUUGGCCAUUGGAACAUCUGAGACCAAGACUUUAGCUUUAGUAUAGCUAUUUAAAUUAUUUAUAUGAAUUUUAUUUUGAUAUUUUUACCAAGUAAGGGUUUCGUUGUUGUUAAUGUUUUAUUCAAGUGAUUGUGCAGGUGUCUGAGUGCGGAGUACGGACUCAUCGGGCUGGUUUCCUUAACACUGAUUGGCUGACGCGCUACAGCUCAUGAGGCUGGUUUCUGAGGUGGCUCGAGUCUGAGGUGUUUUCUCCAAAAGAGAAACGUUCGCAGGCCGAAGCUGCGUCCAUGAAACCGGUGUUAUGAGGAGUGCAGAUUAAGUGCUGGGUUGUCCAAAAGCAUCUUAGAGCCGCGGUGCAGUUUCACACUCUGUCCACAAUGAUAGAGGUCAUUAUAAGCACAACCAUGAAGGCUUCUCCAUCGAUAAUUACAGUACGUUUUGUCUGAAACACUGGAGUGCUGAAAGGCUGGUUUCUGUCUGUCUGACAGUAACAUUCAAGGUAUAAUUGGCCCAACUUCCUGGCAAGAUUUGCACAUGUUCCACAUUCUCCCACAGUGGACCAACAAUAGUUUGUAAUAAGAAGCUAAAGGUCCAUUAUAUAUUUGCCCUCCAAAUGCACUGACCAUGAACUAAGAUGCUUUCGGGGAGCUUGACCUUCAUCUUUCUUCAAAUAAACGAUAACGCAGAGGUUUGCCGUGACAUUUUGAACAUUUGUUAUUUUUCUUCAAAAGGCACGUUUCCUUUGGUCAUGUGGAGAAAAGCCAUUUAGAGAGUCCAAAGGACCGAGAUAGAGACUCCACAGCGUGACAGGUAAUGUGGUUUUGAAGGAAAGAUAAGGGGUUCAAAUCUAGAAGGUCCAGGUAUGUUUGAUCGGUGCGGCGGAAACCAGGCGAUCGUAGUUUGCUGCAGUUAAGUGUAAAAACGUAUACUGAAGAUGUUCUCCAGUAGUUAGCUAGGCGUUUAGCCAUAGUCUCAGGUGUUUGGAGCAGAGCAAAGUCUUAAAUCAAUGUUUUCGAUGCAAACAUGGAUGGGAGUGUAGCCGUUUUAGAAGCAUGUCACGGGUGUCGCGUAGGUUGACAGUAGGUUUUUACAGGUUUAGAAAAUGCUUGAUGACUGAGUGUGUGGGUUGGUUUUGUGUGUGUGUUUGUGUGUGUUUUUCGUUCCACUUUUCCAACCAAGAGUUCAAGUGAGAAAAGUUGACCGGAUGCCUGGAGGUGAAUGCUCCUAAAACCACCCACCUGUUAUUUCUACAUGUUAUCAUGUAGGGACGCUCCCCGCAGGCUCAGCUGAUCCUCACAAACCCUGAACUCCACACCGAUUCCCAAAACGCUGGAACAACACAGCGUUGUUUUACAAUUCCAAUCAGUGCGAAGCAGCGAUGCCUUCAGGAAGGGUGAAGUGGAAGUGAGACAUCCCAUCAUGUUAUAUGCACAGAAAGUCAGCGCUCAUGCCUUAAAUCAAUGACCGCUACCGUGUGAAGGAAGAUACCUGGGAUAUCUUAUCUUAGCUCACAAAGUAUCCAUUCUUUCUUUUUUUUUCUACAAUAGUCCUGUCAGGCUCCCUCCUCACCUGCUUCGUACCACACUGAUUUUCAGUUUAAAUAAGCAGCAAUAACAAAGAUGUUUUCCCAUCAUGUACUCAGAGUAUGAGAUGAGAAACUCUCCGGCUGUGUGUCUGUUUGUUGUACUUAGAAAUGUCUGCGUCAAACUUUUUUUUUUUUCUUGUUCUAAGUAAUGUAAGCUAACACGUUUUUACAUUCCUGAAGUAUUGGGUUUUAAUAUGUGUGCGGGUGCAUGUGUGUGGAAAAUACAAAUUGUUUUGUUGUAUUGCGUAUUUAUUGAAACAAAAAGGGUUUGAAUAGAAAAAAAAAUGGUACAACAUUUUUGCUUUCGUUUUCUGGCAGGAAGCGACUUUGCAUCGAUUAAUGUGUCCUUGAGUGGUGAAUAGAAGUAUUUUGUUUGUAAAUUAGCAUCUCAUUAGUUUUAUAUUUUACUAUGUCUUUGUCCCCUCAUAGAGAAUAUAUUUCCCUUUCUUGUGCAUGUGCAACCUUUGCAUUGGUUAAUGAUGCGACAAAAAUAUUUUUCUAGAGGAAAAUCUUCACCAAUACAGUAUAUUGGUCGCUUUGACUGAACGGACCAAUGUGUAACUUAAUUCUCCGUAUCUUGUCAGCCUUCUCUGUCACAUCAGUUUGGUUUAAAGAGAUCUUGAUGUUGCAGGCAACAUUGCUAAUCUAAGGUUGUACAUGUAUCAUAGUGUAGCCUUUUGGUGCCUCAAACUGUCGUGAAUGUGUGAAAACCUUCUGAGUCGUCUUUUGUUUCCUGAAAUGUUUCCUUCAGGUCUUCGGAAACCUGAAAAUCCAGCGUAUAAUUUCGGCAGCAUCUGAAAGGUUUUAAACUGACAGCAGCGCUACAAGCCACGACAAUGUUCGGCUUCCUUUAUAACCCGUGUAACUGUUAGAACGUCAUAUUAUCUGUUUGUCUUGGCCUUGAACUUCAAUCGGCGGUUGAACUGAUCAACAUUACUUGCAGAAUGUGAGCAGUUCAUCUUGUCCAUCUUUGUGAAAUUUGCGUCUUGUCGUGGUUCCCUGCAGGACUAAUGCAGUGCCUUGUUAAGGUAGAAUAUUAAUUGUCGAUGUAUUGUCAGAUCAGGAUUUCUUUUCGCGUGCGGCCAUGGUGACGGAAUGCAAUGUUUUCAGGUGUUUUGUGUGGGUUUUGUCAGAUAACGUUCGUACCAGGGUUGAAGUCAAAUCACCUUCGGGUAAAACUCAGAUACGUCUGACGCGUAUCUGUGGGAAUUGUAGGAAUCACAGCAUGUAGGAGGAGACAGAGGAACAUUCGAUCCAAGCUAUACAACACUGUACAUUUUGAUAAGGUGUUAACUUUCUGAUCGCAAAUUCUUAAAAUCGUCUGUGGUUUAACAGAUCAAAGUGAAUUGACUCCAGCCCUGAUCCAGUCAAUAUUCAAAGUGCUUUUAAAGGAAAUUUAUCCAGCAACUUAACAAUCAGUCACAGUUAUUCUCUUUUUUUAUUUUACAAAUUUUAUUUUUGUCGCUCCAUACUGGGGGAAAGAAAAUACAGGUUUGUACUUGUGGAUUAUUAACGGGCCCCAAUAUGCCGUUUUGUAUCAAAUUUUCUUUGACAAGAAUAAAAAGUUAACUAUUUUUGAUUUGA
This is a messenger RNA of Chelmon rostratus (copperband butterflyfish), 5891 nucleotides long. It is a transcript of the gene e2f1, whose product is annotated as E2F transcription factor 1. Gene Ontology annotation, cellular component: Rb-E2F complex. The coding region runs from base 1120 to 2487 and encodes 455 amino acids. Gene Ontology annotation, biological process: regulation of transcription by RNA polymerase II; G1/S transition of mitotic cell cycle. The record is from RefSeq and is a predicted model, not a curated record. Lineage: Eukaryota; Metazoa; Chordata; Actinopteri; Chaetodontiformes; Chaetodontidae. Gene Ontology annotation, molecular function: RNA polymerase II cis-regulatory region sequence-specific DNA binding; DNA-binding transcription factor activity, RNA polymerase II-specific; protein dimerization activity. The transcript has 7 exons.